Panicum hallii is the source of this 1854-nucleotide messenger RNA. RefSeq names its product putative UDP-rhamnose:rhamnosyltransferase 1. Gene Ontology annotation, molecular function: UDP-glycosyltransferase activity. The transcript has a single exon. Lineage: Eukaryota; Viridiplantae; Streptophyta; Magnoliopsida; Poales; Poaceae. Bases 245 to 1735 code for a protein of 496 amino acids. The record is from RefSeq and is a predicted model, not a curated record.
UGUAGAGCCAAUAAGAUAUACUCUGAUAUUCGCAAGCAACUUAAGUAAUCAAUAAAGUAAAUAAAGUAUGAUUCACGUGAUAACGACGAAUCCUUUGAAAUCUGCAAUGCCCAUUUGUUUGUACAAUAAUGUCACUGGCCUCACUGCCAAUCUGCCAUUAUAAGCAAGAUCCACGAGUUCGUAGUUCUUGCAUUUCAUUGUUCACAAUCACAUCGAUCGAGCUCCAAGAAGAAGGCUACCAUCCAUGGCAGAGACCAAGAAAGACGAAGCUUCUCCCCUGCACGUGGUGGUGUUCCCAUGGCUCGCCUUCGGCCACAUCAUCCCCUUCCUCGAGCUCUCGGAGCAGCUCGCCAAGCGCGGCCACUUCGUCACCUUCGUCUCCGCCCCGAGGAACCUCGCCAGGCUGAGGCCCGUCGUCCAGGAGGUCAGGCCGCGCAUCCGUCUCGCGCCACUGCCCCUGCCGCGCGUCGAGGGCCUCCCGGCCGGCGCCGAGUCGACGGCCGACGUGCCGCCGGAGAAGGUCGAGCUCCUCAAGGUCGCCUUCGACGGCCUCGCCGCGCCCUUCGCCGCGUUCCUCGCCGUGGCCUGCGCCGGCGUGGGGACCGGAGAAGGGCACGGCAGGAAGCCGGACUGGAUCGUCCUCGACUUCGCGCAGCACUGGCUCCCGCCUAUCGCCGACGAGCACCGGGUGCCGUGCGCGGCGUUCUUCAUCUUCACCGCGGCCGGCGUCGCGUUCAACGGCCCCAAGGCGCUCAACGACGCGCACCCGAGGUCCGCGGCGGCGGACUUCACCGUCCCGCCACCGUGGAUCCCUUCCCCGCUGUCCCAUCUCGCGUACCGCGGCCACGAGGCCGAGUGGAUCGCCGGGGCGUGGCGGCCCAACGCCUCGGGCGUCUCCGACAUAGCCCGCUUCUGGGAGACGACGGAGCGCUGCCCGCUCCUCGUGUGCCGCUGCAGCCGCGAGGUCGACGGCCCGCUCUGCGCCCUCCUCGGCGACCUCUACGGCAAGCCCGUCCUCCCCUCCGGCCUCCUCGCGCCGCACGCUGCCGCCACACGCGCUUCCUCGGCUGCCGGCGCCGACGGUCGCAAUGACGACGACGAGGAGACCGCGGGCCUCAUGCGCUGGCUCGACGCCCAGCCGGGGAGGUCCGUGCUCUACGUCGCGUUCGGGAGCGAGGCGCCGCUGGCGCCGGAGCACGUCCGCGCGCUCGCGCUCGGGCUGGAGCUCGCCGGCGUGCGCUUCCUGUGGGCGCUCCGGAGGCCGAUCGGGGAGCAGCGGCCGGAGCUCCCGGACGGGUUCGAGGCCCGCGCGCGCGCCGCCGGCCGCGGGCUGGUGCGCGUCGACUGGGUGCCGCAGGUGCGGGUGCUCGCGCACGCCGCGGUGGGCGCCUUCCUCACGCAUGCCGGGUGGAGCUCCCUCGUGGAGAGCUUCCUGUUCGGGCACCCGCUGGUGAUGCUGCCGCUGUUCGCCGACCAGGGCCUCACGGCGCGACUGAUGGCGGCGCGGCGCGUCGGCCUGGAGGUGCCGUGGGACGGCCGCGCGUUCGGCGGCGAGGACGUCGCGGCGACGGUGCGGCGGGUGAUGGUGGAGGAGGAAGGGAAGGCGCUCGCGCGCAACGCCAGGGAGAUGCAGGGGGUUUUCUGGGACACGGCGAGGCAGGGGAGGUACAUCGAUGAGCUCGUCGAGCACCUGCAGCGGCGCCGCCGGAGAGAGCAGGAUGCACCGUGCACGUAAUGCUCCAGUGGCAAGCGCCAACCUACGGAAGGUUCCUCGCCAUCCGGCCUCCACUCGCCAUGGGUUGUUGGAAAAUAAUAUCAAAACAUGAUCAAACGUGAGAUAUGGUUUUUAUGCCU